CCAGAUCUCAUCGUGCAGGCCAAGUCUGGCACUGGCAAAACCUGCGUGUUCUCCACUAUCGCCCUGGACGCGGUGCUGCUGGAGAGUCCCGCCACGCAGAUUCUGAUCUUGGCUCCCACGCGUGAGAUUGCUGUGCAGAUUCAUGCUGUCAUCACAACGAUUGGAAUAAAAAUGGAUGGCUUGGAAUGCCACGUGUUCAUUGGAGGGACUCCUCUGAACCAGGACAAAAUCAGGCUAAAGAAGUGCCACAUAGCAGUUGGCUCCCCAGGUCGAAUAAAACAGCUCAUAGAGUUGGACUACUUGAAUACGGCCAGUAUCCGGCUUUUCAUUCUUGAUGAAGCAGACAAGCUUCUAGAAGAAGGCAGCUUUCAGGAACAAAUCAAUUGGAUUUACUCUUCGCUACCAACCAAUAAACAGAUGCUUGCUGUUUCAGCUACUUACCCUGAAUCCUUAGCUAAUGCUUUGACCCGAUACAUGAGAGAGCCAACAUUUGUGAGGUUGAACCCCACUGAUCCAAGUCUCAUUGGUCUGAAGCAGUAUUACAAAAUCGUGAAUUGCCAUCCGCUGCCCCAUAAAACAUUUGAGGAGAAAACCCAGCACCUACAGGAGCUGUUCAGCAAGAUUCCAUUUAAUCAAGCCUUAGUCUUCUCAAACUUGCAUAGCAGGGCGCAACAUCUAGCUGAAAUACUGACAGCCAGGGGCUUUACUGCUGAGUGCAUUUCGGGGAACAUGAAUCAAAAUCAACGACUUGACGCUAUGGCUAAAUUAAAGCAGUUCCACUGCAGAGUUCUCAUCUCCACAGACUUGACAUCUCGUGGAAUCGAUGCUGAAAAAGUGAACCUGGUUAUCAACCUGGACGUGCCGGUAGACUGGGAAACGUACAUGCACCGCAUCGGCAGAGCUGGGCGCUUUGGAACUCUAGGCUUAUCUGUGACAUACUGCUGCCGCGGAGAGGAAGAAAACACAAUGAUGAAAAUUGCUCAGAAAUGUAAUCUUCAGCUUCUUCCUCUACCAGAGCCCAUACCUCCUGGAAUGAUGGUUCAGUUUGAAGGUGGGGAGGUAGAAGUCAAACCAGUUACACAUAAAGGUGCUUCGGUGAAUUCUGACACCGUGUGUCUUAGACCAGAGCAGCCAGCACUACAGCCUGUCCAGAACAGUUUUGCAGAGGUACCACGGGCUCAUACUAAUCUUCCAGGUGAUAAUUCCUCUGUGGAAAGGCCAAAAAAGGCUCUGAAGCAAAAGCAGAGGAAGUGCACGAGUUCUGCAAAUACAGAAGAAGGUAGUAGAAACCGCCAAACUUCCAAUUGCCACAAAGAACAGAGGAGUAGAGUCAAAACUGUCUCCAGAUCUGAUGAACAGCAUAACACUCCAUCUCCAGAUGAGGAGGCCUUAAAAAAAAAUCUUCCCAGGAUUCCAUGCUUGUCAUCUUUCAAAACCUAUCAGAACAAUCCCUGGAGCUUCUCAGAGUUUGUUGAAGACUAUGAGUAUUUCAUUAAAGAAGGGCUGGAGAGAGAGGUGGAAGUUUUCAGAAGCUAUUCAGGCCCAGAUGACGACCGUGAGCUGCCCAGAAAUGGUGAUGUAGCAUGGAAGGAGGUGGAACAUAAUCCAGAGGUGGUAGCAAACAGUGGUGUGUCUGGUGAGAGCGAUGGGCCGUACAGUUCCAGGGCUUCCUCCAGCAGCAGGGAGAACAACUCUUGCUUUGAGGCAUUUUCAGAUACGCAGGAGGAUGCCGUUCCCACAGUGUGCCAAGGUUACGCAGGCUCCUGUCCCACACCAGAGAAGCCUCAGGAGCUGGCACAAGCCCCCAAGCAAAAUCCAGUGAAAAAGAAAGUUCAGAAACAGAAUGCUAACCAAAAGAAAAGCUGUUACCAUCAAUUCCCUGGUCCUUCCACCAGAAAAACUGAAGACGACUGCUCCUGCAGCUCUUGGGGUGAUGGUGUUCCGGAUGAGGCUCUGAGUUUCAAAAACUACUGGGAAUCUUACUGCCAAGCAUGGCACAGCUACUACACAGCCGUGUCGCGCUAUCAGAAGAGGUGCAGACAGUUGGACUGGCUGAACGCCUACCACGCCAACUCCGUCUACCUUCAGGAGCUGCUGAAAAGCAGUGAUUGA
This is a messenger RNA of Eurypyga helias (sunbittern), 2112 nucleotides long. It is a transcript of the gene DDX20, whose product is annotated as DEAD (Asp-Glu-Ala-Asp) box polypeptide 20. Gene Ontology annotation, cellular component: SMN complex. The annotation marks the transcript as partial. Gene Ontology annotation, molecular function: RNA helicase activity; ATP binding; RNA binding. Gene Ontology annotation, biological process: spliceosomal snRNP assembly. Lineage: Eukaryota; Metazoa; Chordata; Aves; Eurypygiformes; Eurypygidae. The transcript is spliced from 10 exons. The record is from RefSeq and is a predicted model, not a curated record.